CACAUUUUUAUUUUUUUAUCUGGAAAAGAUAGCUAAUAUAAUAAUUCUGGAGCAUUAAGAAAUUGCUACAGUUAUUUCUGAUGGUUUUGUUCCCGUAUUCUAUAGAGGAUUCGAUAAAAAAUACGCUGCUGAAUAUGAAGCUCUUGAUUGUCUUUGCAAUUCUCUUCGGAGCAGUUUCAUGCUAUGAAAGCUACAGUGAGUGCUACGACAGAGAAUUCUCACAGUGUGCUGAAGAAUACCUUGAUACCAAUACAAGAUUCAACGAUACAUGUUCUAAAUUGAAGGCACAAAUUCGAUGCACUAUCCGAGGAGCACAGGAAUGUGAUACAGGAUUCUUAGAAGAAGCAUAUAAGGUUGAGAAAGUUUUGGAUCAUGCUUGUUCGAAACCAACCAAUGGCGCCUUUCAGAGAUACAGACAAUGCUACGGAAAAGCUGUUGGCGAUGGGCACUGCAUUAAACCUAUUGACAAGAUAAGGAAAGAUAAAAUUACUUUUAAGGAACAGCUUGAAAGCGAAAGAGAAAUUUGCAUGCAAAUUAAUAGAUUCAAGAGAUGUAUGGUCACUAACGUCGAGGAUACCUGUGGUGGAGUCAGCGAGGAUUAUUUCUCUUACUUCCUCGAUCCUCUAGUUGCCUUGAACGAACGCAUAUGCAGAGAAAUCGUUUUCACAAUUGAUGAGAACUCAAAUCCCUUCACCUUCUUAGGAUUUCCACGCGUGUACCGUAUUAUUGUAGAGCUCUUUAAUCGGAUUUAAAAAGAGAAAAUGAAAUAAAAUGUUCCUAACAUU
This is a messenger RNA of Argiope bruennichi, 785 nucleotides long. RefSeq lists its product as uncharacterized. The record is from RefSeq and is a predicted model, not a curated record. The transcript has 5 exons. Bases 81 to 752 code for a protein of 223 amino acids. Lineage: Eukaryota; Metazoa; Arthropoda; Arachnida; Araneae; Araneidae.